Messenger RNA from Salvelinus fontinalis (brook trout), 3486 nucleotides. RefSeq names its product phosphoribosylaminoimidazole carboxylase, phosphoribosylaminoimidazole succinocarboxamide synthetase (gene paics). The record is from RefSeq and is a predicted model, not a curated record. NCBI's taxonomy places the organism in Eukaryota, Metazoa, Chordata, Actinopteri, Salmoniformes, Salmonidae. Bases 35 to 3100 code for a protein of 1021 amino acids. The transcript has 15 exons. Gene Ontology annotation, biological process: 'de novo' IMP biosynthetic process. Gene Ontology annotation, molecular function: phosphoribosylaminoimidazolesuccinocarboxamide synthase activity.
GGAGAGAAAGAAGCGUUUCCAGGUCAGCUCAAACAUGGAGAGAGGAGCAGGGAGACAAAGAAGAGGUGAAGAAGAGACGGUAGAGGUAGAGGAGACAGGAGCAGCAGGACAGUGGGGGGAAGCGGAGGUGCUGGCUCUUCUGUCAGUGUGGGGGGAGCUGGGAGCAGCUCAGCAUUCAGGCGUGAGCAGCAGAGCCACAUUUGAAUGCAUCUCAGAGCAGCUGAGAGGGCUCAGCGUGCUGCGGGACUGGAGGGAGUGUCAAGCACAGUGCAGGAGGCUGGGACUGCAAGCCAGGAAGGCUGAAUCACCAGGCACAUUCACCAACUACAAUCAGGGGGCAACAGCCAUGAUGGACACCCAAAUGACCCCAAGUGACUUGGUGGAAGAGGAGGAGGAUCUGACCAGUAAGAAAGAGGCCCACUCUUCCUUAGUCACAAUGCAGGAAGGAGGCCCGUGUCAGAUUCUUCAUGGGGCUCCCCCCUACGCCCAAUGCGUGGGCCCGGAGGGGGGCCGCCACUGGACAGAUGAGGAGGUGCGGGCUCUGCUGUGUGUCUGGUCUGACCGCCACGUCCGGCAGCGUCUGAAAGGGACGCUACGCAACAAGGCCAUCUUCCAGGAGAUGGCCCGCCGCAUGCAAAGAGGUUUCGGAGUGGUGCGCAACUGGAAACAAUGUCGCACUAAAUACAAGAACCUCAAGUAUGAGUACAAGAUGGCCAAGAGCGCCCAGGCCGCUGCAGGCAGCAGCGGCACCGGCCCAGGAAGGUACAUGAAAUUCUUUGAUGAGUUGGAGGCCAUAUUGCUGGACAGGGGAUUUGAUGGGAAGGAUGGGGACCAUGAUAUGCAGAGGAGAGGACCAGAUGUUGACCAGGGAGCUGGGAGGCUGGAAACUCUUGGAGGCCAGACACAGUCUACAGCACCUGAAGGAGACCUGGUCAUUGAGAUUGAUGAUGACAAUAGUGACGAUUAUGAGCUGGACACAGACCAAAAUCAAAGGGAAUUAGAGGCCCACAUAUCACCACUGGACCAGUCUAGCUCUGAGCAGUUCCACGUGGUAACAGUGUCCGACACAGGACGGAACUGGAGUGACCAGGAGGUGCGUGCACUGAUCCAGGUGUGGUCUGAAGAGGGCGUGUGCAGGCAGCUGCAGAGCUCCACCAGAAAGAGGGACAUCUUUGUGCAGAUCUCCUGCCGGCUACUGCAGCAGGGGGUGGAGCGCGACUGGAAGCAGUGUCACACCAAAUACAAGAACCUCAAGUACCUGUACCGCUCCUUACAGAGGGGAAGGGCUGACGGCACGGACCCACGCCACCUUAUGAGGUUCUAUGAUGAGGUGGAUGCCAUUUUGACCAGGUCGGAUAGUGGACCUACCAUGAGAUAUGAGGAACAAGCAGAGGCUGGUGCCAUUUUGGCUGGGGCGGCCAUGAUAGGGUACGAGGAUGGCAAAGAUGCCAUUUUCAUGUCGUCAGAUAGAGCAACUGCAAGAAUGGGACAUGAAGAGAGGACUCGUCCAGUUAACUCUUACACAGCUCAAAGCUAUGAGGUUAUCCCCAGGAAUGAGGACAAACGAGCAUACACAGGCAAUGCUGAGAUGGAUAAAAGAGAGGACCUGACAGCAAAAAGAGGGCUGAAGAGGAACGCAUUGGAUCAAGAUACACAUAGACCUGUGAAAAGGCAUGACACUGGGGGCAGCUGUGCUGAGAGUAUUGACUUCCAGUACAAAGAGGAGGAUCAAUACAUUCCUAUUAUAGAGAUCAACUCAGUCUGUUCCAUGGCAGCCUCUGACUCAUUCCGAGAAAAACAGGGUUGCAGAUCGUCUUCCAACAUGGCGUCUCCAUCAGAGCUGAAACUGGGACAGAAACUAAAUGAGGGAAAGACCAAGCAGAUUUUCGAGCUCGCAGAUGAGCCAGGCCAUGUUUUGGUCCAGUCAAAGGACCAAAUCACAGCAGGGAAUGCGGCGAGGAAGGACCAGAUGGAGGGCAAGGCCGCGAUAGCAAACAGAACCACGAGCUGUGUUUUCAAGUUGCUGCAGGAGGCGGGCAUUAAGACAGCUUUUGUGAGGCAGCAGUCGGAGAAGGCGUUCGUGGCGGCCCACUGUGAGAUGAUCCCCAUCGAGUGGGUCUGUCGGAGGGUGGCCACCGGAUCCUUUCUAAAGAGGAACCCAGGGGUCAAGGAGGGCUACAGGUUCUCCCCCCUGAAAAUGGAAAUGUUCUUCAAGGAUGAUGCCAACAAUGACCCUCAAUGGUCAGAGGAGCAGCUGCUGGAAACUAAGUUAUCUCUGGCUGGGCUCACCAUUGGCCGCUGUGAGGUGGACAUCAUGAACCGCAGCACUGUGGCCAUCUUUGAGGUCCUGGAGAGGGCUUGGGCCACCCAGAACUGCACCCUUGUAGACAUGAAGAUUGAGUUUGGUGUGAAUGUGAGCACUAAAGAGAUUGUGCUUGCUGACGUGAUUGACAAUGACUCCUGGAGGCUGUGGCCAGCGGGAGAUCGGAGUCAGCAGAAAGACAAACAGGUGUACCGGGACCUGAAGGAGGUGACUCCUGAAGCUAUGCAGAUGGUGAAGAGGAACUUUGAGUGGGUCUCUGAAAGCGUGAAGCGGCUGCUGGAGCCCCAGGCCAGUGGCCGAGUGGUGGUUCUAAUGGGCUCCAUCUCUGACACGGCCCACUGUGAGAAGAUCAGGAAGGCCUGUGGCUCCUACGGAAUCCCCUGUGACCUCAGAGUCACCUCAGCACACAAAGGACCAGAUGAAACUCUCCGCAUCAAAGCUGAAUAUGAAGGUGACGGAGUACCAACUGUGUUUGUGGCUGUGGCGGGCAGAAGCAACGGCCUUGGUCCAGUGAUGUCAGGAAACACCGUCUACCCAGUCAUCAACUGCCCUCCUAUCACCCCCAACUGGGGGGCACAGGACAUCUGGUCAUCCCUUCGCAUGCCGAGCGGUCUUGGCUGCUCCACCGUCCUCUCCCCAGAAGCUGCGGCCCAGUUUGCUGCUCAGAUCUUCGGGCUCAGUGACCACCUGGUGUGGUCCAAACUGCGAGCCUCCAUGCUCAACACCUGGGUGUCUCUGAAGCAGGCUGACAAGAAGCUGCAGGCCUGCAGCCUGUGAGGAGCCCCUGUACCAUUCCAGACCCUGCCAGGCCUCCAAGAUGGGAACUAUCAUGGGUCCCUGCCUGGCCGUGUGUCAUGUCUAAUGAAAUGUUUACCAUGAUAGUUUACUAACUGUAAAAUCAGCACUAAAACACAUUCCUCUAAUCAUUCCCUUAAGAAGGCAGUUAACCCACUGUUCCUAGGCCGUCAUUGAAAAUAAGAAUUUGUUCUUAACUGACUUGCCUAGUUAAAUAAAGGUAAUAAAGAGAUUAAUAUAAACUGUGGUGUCUGUUUUAAGACUUUUUCUACAUGUACAAUAAUAUAUUAUUUUGAAAAUGUGGUAAUAUGUAGCAACAUUACAUCCUGUUGGACAUAAUACAAUGUUGAUAAAGUAUUAAAACCAUA